AUGAGGUCUUCGCGGGUCUCGCAAGAGACGAGCAAGCUCUUCGGCGCCGUGGCCCAGCCGGCGUCGCCACCGCGGCGCACCACCAGGUCCUCCUUGUCGCGCUUCGCGUACAGCAGCGCGAACCCGUCAGCAAGCACCGACAUUGAAGAUGCGAUUCCCGAUGUUGCGUCUUCGGCGAAUCGCAAGCGCAAGCGAACGACAGUCCUCGCUACCGCGACUCCGACUCCGACAUCUGCCUCGCUGAACCGCCGCAAGGUCAAGACGGAGACGGUAGAAGAAGAAGAAGAAGUCGACAUCAAACCCGAGUCUAAACCAAAUCCCAUUACCGCCUCGAAGCGCCAGCGCAAGCCCGCGCGCAAAGCCACCGACCCCAAGACCGGCAGCACGACCACCACCGCGCCCUCCGACUGGGAGGAGAUCUACAACACCGUCAAGACGAUGCGCCAGCCCGGCGGCGCGGCCGCCAACGCCGCCGUCGACACCAUGGGCUGCGAGCGCCUAGCCGACCGCGCCGCCCCGCCGCGCGACCAGCGCUUCCAGACGCUCAUCGCGCUGAUGCUGUCGUCGCAGACCAAAGACACGACCAACGCCGUCGCGAUGCGGCGCCUGCAGACCGAGCUUCCGCCGCACUCCCCGUCCGCCCCGCCGGGCCUCACACUCGAGAACGUGCUCGCCGUCGACCCGGAGACGCUGAACCAACUCAUCUGGGCCGUCGGGUUUCAUAAUAACAAGACGAAGUACAUCAAGGCUGCUGCUCUGAUAUUGAGAGAUCAGUGGGAUGGGGAUAUCCCGGAUUCUAUUGUAGGGCUGACGGCGCUGCCGGGCGUGGGCCCCAAGAUGGCGCACCUGUGCCUGUCGGCGGCCUGGGGCCGCACCGAGGGCAUCGGUGUCGAUGUGCACGUCCAUCGCAUCACGAACCUCUGGGGCUGGCACACGACGAAGGGGCCCGAGGAGACGCGGCGCGCGCUGGAGGCCUGGCUGCCGCGCGAUCGGUGGCGCGACAUCAACGGGCUGCUCGUCGGGCUGGGGCAGACGGUGUGUCUGCCGGUGGGGCGGCGGUGCGGCGAGUGCGAGUUGGGGCUGGGGGGGCUGUGUCCGGCCGCGGAGCGCAAGAAGGUCGUGGAGGGGAUGCGGGUGAGGGAGAGUACGAGGGUUGAAGUUGGAGAGGGGGAGGGUGUAGUUGUUGAUGUGGUGAAGGAGGAGAUGGAGGUCGUGGAGGGGGAGGUUGUGGUUAACGAACAGGUUAAGAAGGAGGAUGUGGAUGUCCCGGGUAAUGUGAUGGUAGGGAAGGAGGAGAGUGAGGAGUCUGUAUUGAAAGGGGUGGAUGGGCCUUCACUGAAGAUUGAAGAGGAUGAUGCCGAUGCUGGGCCGAGCCGCUCGCGAUCUAGAUUGCGGAAAUCAAGGAGGACAUGA
Anthostomella pinea is the source of this 1413-nucleotide messenger RNA. The record is from the annotation of a GenBank genome assembly. NCBI's taxonomy places the organism in Eukaryota, Fungi, Ascomycota, Sordariomycetes, Xylariales, Xylariaceae.